Molecule: messenger RNA, 1593 nt
Organism: Mustela erminea (ermine)
Lineage: Eukaryota; Metazoa; Chordata; Mammalia; Carnivora; Mustelidae
Exons: 2
Coding region: 203-997 (264 amino acids)
Source: RefSeq, a predicted model, not a curated record
AUGUCUUCAUCCCUCCUUCAUCUCUGAAGAUGGGGGAGGUGGGGGGGCUAGUCCCCCCCCCUUCUAGGCUGUGAAGACCCUUCUGGGGGGGGAACAGCUUCCUCUGUCCCCACUCAGGACGGUGGGAUCACCUGUGGUGUGGCAGUCAUUCGGGGAGGCGCUGGCUUAGAGGCUGGCGCUGGGGCUGCUGGGGGAGCCGUGGAUGGCAGGCUUGUCUCCAAGGCGUGGGUCCCGUCUGGUCCCUGGGGGACACAACUGCCUUCAGCUAGGACCUUGUUUGGUAGAGCUGGCGCUGCGUCUGCUGCUGGGCCCUCAGAUAGCAACGGUUACCCAAAACCGAGUUGGCUUCUUGGUGGGCUUUAAGCCAAAACAUACAACCAAGUCCAAUGACAGGAAGAGGAAGGGUUUACUUGCAACAAGUCAAGGCCCUUUCCCUGAGCCGUAUCUCUCCCGACAACAAACUGGGGAGCUUGUGAGCACAGGCCUCUCGCAGUGGGGGCAUGGCCUAGAGUUGCGGCAGAAGUCCUCUUGCGGGGACUGGGUCCCGAGGCCGGCGGGGACCCUGGUGCUCAGAGGCGUUCAGAUCCACGAGGACUGCUCAAGCGCACACUGGAUCCCUGGGAUGGGGAGAUGCCAUCUUCCGGCCGGGUCACUGGUGGGGCCCCAGGCCGUGGCUGACCAAGUCCUGGCUGCUUCGGGCUACACAGGCACUACUGAGGUCUGCAGACCUGGCUUUGGAGGCACAGAUACGUGUGCCUCCGCCAGGCUCCUGGGCGGCCUGCACCGGGCUCCCUGGCCAGGGUUGGAGGGGCUGGAGCUGAGGGCAGGGCCUGUUCAGAGUCUCUGGGGGCACAGAUGGGAGUAUGUCCUGCCGUGUGUCCCUGUGCAGGUGGGACCGCUUGCGGACUCUGGCUGGGAGGGGACGGGGCCGGUCACAGGCCACUUGAGGACCCAUAGCCGGGGCAAGGUCUGCAUCUGGUCACCAAGGCAUGGCUAGGAGUACCUCCUGCCAGGGCCGGGGGCAGAGAUGCUGCCAGCUGGACCAGUGCCAGAUGGGGCUGUUCCGGGGUCUGCGGCUGGGACCUCUCUGGGUGGGUCAGCUGUGUGGGCCGAGCCCCGGUGUUGGGCUGCACCAGACCCCACAGCCCCCACAAAGGCACUCGGUCUGCAAGUGGGCCCCAUCACAGCCACUCAGCAGGGACACAAGGGGGCGUCUGACCCGGCCAUCUUUGGGGGGCCCGCCUGCGGACGGUCUUGCUUCCACGCCCCCAGGUGUGGCUAACCACCGCGACACCAGGGGCUCGUGCCUGGUUCAUGAGAUACCAGCCUAGCUUUGUGGUGUCUCUGUCUGCUUUGGGGUCAGGGGAACACUGGCCUCAUAAAAUGGGUUGGAAGUGUUCCCUCCUCUUGUGUGUUUUGGAAAGUGUGUGCGGAAGUGGCGUCCACUCCUCUGUGGGCACUGGGUGGGGCUGAGCACCCACGCCCAAGCCCGGGCCCGGGCCCGCCACUGCUGCAUGAGAAUUCUUCCUCCUGGGGCACCUGGCAGGCUCAGCUGCUGCAGCAUGCGCUCCUGAUUUCUGCUCAGGUCAUGAU